Molecule: messenger RNA, 2012 nt
Organism: Metopolophium dirhodum (rose-grain aphid)
Lineage: Eukaryota; Metazoa; Arthropoda; Insecta; Hemiptera; Aphididae
Exons: 9
Coding region: 384-1754 (456 amino acids)
Source: RefSeq, a predicted model, not a curated record
UUACACGCAUUAUAUUUGUAUCAUUGGUACAUCGAUGUUGUAAUAACUGUAAACAAUUAAACUCUAUAGCAGUACCUACCUAAGUACUAUUUGUGCUGUCCACAAAGAUCACACCGCACACAAGGUGAGCCGUGUGUCGCCAUUAAAAUUUGACUCGUUGGACAAAGUAUAAUAUUUUUUUUUACAUCGAGAAUGAAAAUUCAAGAAAACGCUGUGCCACUUCCCAAAUAAAUUACCUUCCUUAAGUAAUUUCAAUAUUUUUUAAAGACGGAAAUAAAGCUCAAUAAUAAAAACUGGAAAAUAAGCAUAUUAGUAAUACAACUGAGGCCAGCUCAGAAGGGAUAUUAAAUAAUUGUUCCGAGACAAAUAUAUCCCAUGCAAAAAUGAAUACUGUUUUCACUGAAAAAGUUUUUGAUUCUCUUGUAAAUAAUAUCAAAAAAGAAAAUGUUUCACUUUCAUAUAAUGAAUCAAGUGAUUCAGAAGAUUCUAACAGUAUAUCUUGUAAGUCUAUUUAUAACAAAAAUAAAAAACAACAACGAGAUGAUAUGUGUCAAUUAGCCUCUACAUCUUAUGAAAAAGAUGUCAAUGUUUCUGAAUCAAAUUCGGAGGAACUAACAGAUACAAACUUAGUUAAUGGUAAAAUUGUAAGUAUGCAUACAAGUUAUCCGUCAACUGCAUUGCCAAUAAUGAAAAUAUUGUCACGAAAAUCAGGACCACAUUCUUGCCUUGAAUGCUGUUUUAGGUGUAAAAACAAGUUUCGUUUGCUUGACACUCCUUUACAUAUAUGUCAAAUACGAAGUAUUGAAAAGCAAAAUGAAAUUAUUAAAAUUGAACCCUCAUUAUCUGCUGAUUCAUGUCUUUGUCAUUUUUGCUGGAUAACCCUGGAAAAAUCUUACAAGUAUAAUAAAUCUAAAAAUAUAAAAGAAGAAUCAUUUUCAGAAAAAAAAUAUAGAUUGUUAGAACGUUAUGUGAAAAAAAAUGUAUUAAAAAAAAAAAAACAGACAUGUUCAAUAUAUUUAUGCUCUCGAUCUUAUUAUCGUAAAAUGUCUGUAAAUGAGUGUGAAAAUAUUAAAGAAUUGUUUUUAACAUUUGAGUCUUGUCGUUUAGUUUUCAAUCAAUUUUCAAAACAAACUACAGACUUCUUGAAAUUUCCCUUUCGUCUUUGUAAAAUUCAUAAUGUUAUGAUCUUGGUAAUGUCAACAUGUCAAAUCUGUGGUGACAAACUAAAUGCACCAUUUGACACUGAUGACUGGUUGAUGCACGAAAUGUGGAAUUGUGUAUUGAUUGAAAAUAAACUUCCUUUAGUACUAAAACCAGGUAUGUUCAUAUGUGCGACUUGUAAAAGACAUGUUUCUAAAACAAAUCCUGAUUUCUCAACUAUUGACUUUCCACGUUUACGGGAAUAUAUCCUUAAGAGCAAUGCAACUCGUUUAAUAUUAUACGGAGAAUCCCAGGAUAACUUGUUCAAUAUAUGUCAAGGAUCAACAGAUGUGGCAUAUCCCAUUGUUGUUGCUAAACUUAAAGGAGAAAAAAAAUGUGUUCGUUCAACAAAAGUUACGUUUUCUGAUCCUUUAAUAACUACAAAUUAUAAUUUUGAAAUUGGCGAUUAUGAAAAUGAUAUAGAAUCAAUAACAAGCACUGCAUUAUUAAAUGUAGCUGAACAAAAUUUGUGUACACCUAAAUCACAACCAAAAGAUGAAGAACCUGAUUUUGUAUCAGUAGAACCACCUAAUGCGAUAGUUAAUCCUGUUUAAUUAAAGAAAAAUCAAAACAAUGUUAAAUGCGGUGCAGUUUUUAAUAAAGAUGUGAAGAAACAAAGACUGAAUGAAAAACACAGUUCCUAUGCAAAUAAUAUUGUUCAUCCAAGUAAAAAUACACCAAUACUUUGAAUAAGACUUCCAAUUUUGACGACCAUGAAAAUAGACUAAACAUUACUAAAACAUCUUACAACGGCAAUUAUAAAGUAAGAAAGAAAUAGAUCAAUUGUAUAUUUAAUAUAUAAUAAUUAUAGG